Messenger RNA from Zophobas morio, 1032 nucleotides. Its product is annotated as transmembrane protein 205-like. The record is from RefSeq and is a predicted model, not a curated record. The coding region runs from base 71 to 916 and encodes 281 amino acids. The transcript has 3 exons. Lineage: Eukaryota; Metazoa; Arthropoda; Insecta; Coleoptera; Tenebrionidae.
GGCGGCAGUUCAUUGCGAGAACAAACAAGCAGACGAAAGUGCUGAAGUGACUGCUCAGAAACCAAAGAAAAUGUGUGUGGGAAAAGUUUCAGUUAGUGAUAGGAUAGAUGGGCCUUUCAAAUCCCCUCGUGGAAACGUGACGAAAAACAUGGAACUAGUUACCGAAACUGGAAAAGUGCCAUACCAAGAAGACAUCUUAGCCCUCUCCACCUACUACACCAAAGUGGCCCUUGUGGUCUUCAGCCAGUGGGUUAAGACCUUCCAGGAAUCAAUAUACUACAAAAUUAUGUUCCACACCACCCAGCCCGCUCAUGUGGUAACCACCAUAGCCGUCCUCAUGGUAUCCCUGAUGUUGAUACCCACGGAAAGACGGACGUCGACUCAGUCACCCCUGUGGUCGCUCAUCUACAUGGGGUGUUUCAGUGCCCAUUUUGGUGCUCAAUUGUGGAUGACCUUUGUUUCCGGCCUUUCACUCUACUUCGCCCUACCCCGUCAUACCUUCGGCAACGUACAGAAAGUCCUAUUUCCAAAAUACUUCCUCGUUAACGCUAUUUUGAGUUUAAUAACACUUUACGUGUUCCUUCGUGCUCACAACUACCACCUCAAGUCAACGGAGAUUGCUACCCAGGUUGCUGCUAUGACCUUGUGCUUUUUGAUCGAGUUGGUGAUUCGUUUGUACUUAACACCGUCGCUACUUAGCCUCAUGACCGUGAAGAACCGAAUUGAAACACAAGCUGGAGUGGGGUUGGAGGUCGGGAAACUGGUACCGGGAAAUCUUUUGAGGUGUCCACACUAUGUGAAAGUUCAUAAAGGCUUCCGGAAGGUACACAUGAUCAUUGCCAUUGGAAAUGUUAUCACUAUGGCGUGUACGAUGUUCCACUUGUAUUAUCUAUCACAAAAACUGUGUGUAUUAUAGCACUAUUUAUUGUCAAUUCGACCGAAUACCUUAUUGCUUUAUUUUAAAGCAACCCUAGUCUGUAAUAUAUUUAUUUUUUGUACAGUUACGUUUUUUAUAUAAAUUAUAUGAUCGAA